AUGUCAUCUGACGAUGAUGACUUUAUAGUUAUUUCGUUCAACAUGCUGCCUGCUGAGAAGCUCAAUCCACAAAGUCCGGGUAAAGUCAAAGAGCAAAAGAAAAAGAGCCACGAAUUAAUUGUUACCAAAUCGAAUUGGAAUAUCGUAAAUAGUGAAGAGGCCCAGGAUUUAAUUAAAAAAGUCGGAUCUGAUAUUAUAAUAAAUAGCUUUGCAUGCAACUUUAAAGUGGACGGCGAAUUGGACAAGGAUGUAAAUGAAGCAAAUUUUCUUAACCGACGCUUAUCCGAAAAAUUCUCACUUACCUCUUACAAGCAACAUAACAAAGAUAAACCAUUGACUCUUUCCUCCACGAUGUUUAAACAGAGUGAUUAUGGCGAUUGUCCGACGAAUUUUAAAAACCGUCUUGGCUUGAAAGGCGAUCAAGACCUCUAUGUGAUAAACAAUGUGGACAUGACUCCGUGGUCCACAGAAUUAAAUUUCAUCACCAAACUUACAAAGGCUUUCAAAGAAGCCUUGGAAGAGUUGGUCAAGCUUUCAAUCAAGCGCAACACAAAAAAUCCAAAUCAUCCUUUCCACAUUCCAUCAAACGAAAAAAUUUACAAUUAUACGAUACAUCCAUUUUUCAUGCAAGGCACCAACGAAAUUUGUUUAACACACUUGUCGCUAUUUCAGUUAAAAACUCAUCAUCAAGUUAUUAUUAAAGUCAAGAUACCAGAAAAAGUAAUGAAAAAAUACAGGGAGUUGCAUAAAAAAGAUCCCUUAAAAGUGCGAAUUCUUUGUUCCCAAGAUGGUAUUACAGUCAAUCAGAUUGCAACUGAGGGAAAUUCUUUUAUGAUUUUUAUUACCGAGACAUUCAAUCCUUACGUGGCAUUAAAAAAUCCAACAGCCGACUUGAAAAUCCAAGAUAAUAUAAUUGUUAAAUAUACUCCAAUUGACCCAUGGAAAAAAUUCUAUGAUAAAUUGAAGACUGAAAAGAAUUGGUAUGAAAAAGAUGCAGUUGAGGAAUCGUUAGGAAAAUAA
This is a messenger RNA of Ambispora leptoticha, 1020 nucleotides long. The record is from the annotation of a GenBank genome assembly. Lineage: Eukaryota; Fungi; Glomeromycota; Glomeromycetes; Archaeosporales; Ambisporaceae.